AUCGACUAGAUCCCCAUUUCUAUAAGUUCUUCAAAACAUAUUCCUUCAACAUAGAAAACGAUGUCUUUCACUCAAAUUCCGCGAAAGAGAGCAAGAAAGAAAAAAUCUCUGAAAGAGGCUGAUCAUACGACCUUGGUCGAUACCAAGUACUCUCCAUGGAAUAUUCAUUUGAGCAAGAUGUUGGCAUGAAAUUGCAGCGGUGAAGGACGAGUGGAAUCUAUAUGGAUACUACCUCGACCUCGAUCCUUCACGUUGUUAUUAAUUAAAUACAUAGUCACAGUCUCAUUGUAGACUAUGUAUCAAAUAAUACCGUGAAUGCAGAUUCAGGAAUAAAUUAAAAUAUUUAUUUAGUUCUAUUGGUUGUUUAAAAUAUUUAAUUUAAUUUGUAUGCAUGCUGAUAACUGAAAUUUGUAAUAACUUGAGAAAAGUAGUGAUGUCUUUAAGAAUUGAUUAUUCCUUUUCAGUGAAGGAGAUUUUUGUAAUAUAUAUGCUAAACAUAUAUCAUAAUUUUGUUAUAUAUUUGUUCCUUGCCAUUGUCAUUUUUAAUCGGAAAGUGUAACUAAAGGGUUAUGCUAAAUAAAUGGGAUAAUGAAAUGAGUAAAAAAUACCUUUAGAAUUGGUUAGUCACAAUCUGGUGGAAGCAUAUUGAGAAAAUUACAUUGACCAGUCCUAAAGCAAAGGAGACUAAAAGAAACCGAAGAUGUUAUUAGUUCCUGAAGCUUCCCGGUAGGCACCUAAGAUGAAUAAUCACAGGAGGAUGGCUAUCUUAUAUAGAUAAUCAAAAACCAGCUUCUCAUAAUCUCACCAAAUGUUGAAAAAAUUGAGUAGAUUUGUGAAUCAAAAGGUCAUUGGAGUCUUGGGCGUGCAUUGUACAGAGAGAAAGAGGCGACUCAGUCCUGAGAUGGCACGAGGAAAUGAUCUUCGAUAAAGAGAGAGAGAGAGAGAGAGCAAGUGACUAGCUACCGUGAUGGUAAGAAGGAUUAAAAAUAUUGAUAGGCCCUGGAGGGUAUAUUACCGUAAGAAGAGAGGAGGAGAAGAUAGAAUCUUGGAUGCUGACGUGGAGAGUGAAAACUCGAGCUGAGGAGUUUGUUACGAGUCAGUUAUGGCCGUUAGAAGAGAAGAGAGACUGAAGAGUAUAAAUAGUAGUUUGUCUUGUGUUUGUAAUUAGCUUUUGAGUAUUUUGUAAAAGGAUCCUUAGACGUGAGGUCUUGGAUAUUGGCUUGAUUCUCUGAGUGUAGAGAUCAAGAGAGGGAGGUUGGGCAGAACGUUAAUAAAAUACAUACAAUCUCUUAUCAAUUGGCGCGGUGAGCGUCCCGAACAACGCGAUCGAGACGACGAUGACGAGAUUGGAAGAGUCGAUGCAACGGAUCGGAGCGUUGGAUAACACCGUCGACGAGUUACGGCGGCGAUUCGACAGUCUUGAUGAGCGAUUCAAUCGUUUCGUUGCGACGACGGAGGUGAACAAUCAGUCGAAGGAGACGAAGAUGGAUGAGCGAUUCGCGAGUCUCGAGUCGACACUGACAUCUUUCAUCACUUUGAUUCAGCAACAGAAUCCACGAUCUUCGCAACCUGAAUCGAGCGGAGCUAAUCUGAUGCAACCAGAUCCGCAGAACGUGAAUCAGGUAUCGCCUCGUCAUUUUGAACAUUACCGGAGAGAAUCUGAGCUAGGUUAUCGGCCGGUAGAGCAUAGACAUGAGAAUCGAAAAGGCUUGUAUAAGAAGGUCGAGAUGCCGAUCUUUUCGGGUGUCAAUCCAUUUGGUUGGAUAGCUCAAGCUGAGAGAUACUUUCGUGUGAUGCAAUCAACACCAGAGUAUCAAUUAGAACUGGCUUCUUUGAGUCUGGAAGAAGACGCUUUAUGCUGGUUUAACUACGAGAUUGAGUAUGGAGAUUUCAAGGACUGGUUUGACUUCAAGCGGAGAUUGUUAUCAAGAUUUGCAGAGUCCUUUGAGAAGACUCCAGGGAAACGAUUGUUCAGCAUACAACAGACUGGUUCCAUAGCUGAAUAUGUUCGAGAAUUUCAAGAGCUAGCUUCUCAAAUAAAGCUGGCUGAGGCGCACAAGAUUGAUAUCUUUUUCAACGGCUUAAAGAGAGAAAUGAAGGAAGUAAUCAUGAUGAAGGAACCUCAAACCUUAUCUGAUCACAUUCAAGCGGUCAUCAAGAUGGAAGACAGUGAGUUUUGUCGUCUGUUCUCAGGGGGAAAGGUUCACGAGAAUCGACAAGGGAAACAGACAACAAGCUCAGGCUUCAAAUCCUUAGUUACUCCAACAAACCAAGCUUGGACGAACAAGGCUAAGCAACAAGAACCAGUAGCAAAAACGACAAUUCCAGCGGUUAAUACAAAGACUCAAGGAAGAGUGAAGUUAUCUGAUGCUGAGUAUGAACAUAAGAAGAAGAAUGGGAUUUGUUUCUCCUGCGAUGAGAAGUGGACAAGAGCUCAUUACAACAAUUGCAAGAACAGGCAUCUUCAGGUGAUGGUGGUGGCACAAGGUUGUGAAGUAGAGCUGAUAGACGAAGAGUUUCAUGAUUCGUGCGAGGAGCUGCAAGGAACUACCACACAGGUUAUGGAGUUUUCUUUACACUCAUUCAUGGGGUGGUCGUCUCCUACGACUAUGAAGAUUGAGGGACGUAUUGGCAAAUCAAAAGUGGUUGUUUUGAUUGAUAGUGGUGCGACACACAAUUUUCUAUCACCCACAGUUAUGAAAAAAUCUCAACUACAGAUAGAUGAGACAUCAGCAUUUAAGGUGUUAGUCGGUACUGGUAUAACAGUGAAUGGAGCUGGUGUGUGCAGAGGGGUUUCACUACAGCUACAGUCAGUAUUGAUCAAGUCAGACUUCAUAGUGUUGGAUCCGGGAAGUGCAGACGUGGUGUUAGGAGUGCAAUGGCUUCGUACUUUGGGUAAAUGUGAAGUAAACUGGGAAACACAGGUGCUUGAGUUUGAUUCGGCGCAAGGCAGUCACAUUGGUUGGAGACAGAGCUUUACAUACGCAGGUUUCAGCUUUACAGUCGAUCAUUUCGGGUAUAGAUUUACAAAAUGCUGAGUCUCAGUUUUCAGAAAAGGGGUCAUUAGAGAUUCACAUGCCGGAGCAGAUUCAGAACUUGUGAAUCAGUUUGAGUCGAUCUUUCAAGAGCCUACGGAAUUACCUCCUGAAAGAGGUUUCGAACAUAGCAUUCGGUUAAU
This is a messenger RNA of Brassica rapa (field mustard), 3178 nucleotides long. RefSeq lists its product as uncharacterized. Lineage: Eukaryota; Viridiplantae; Streptophyta; Magnoliopsida; Brassicales; Brassicaceae. Gene Ontology annotation, biological process: proteolysis. The record is from RefSeq and is a predicted model, not a curated record. Gene Ontology annotation, molecular function: aspartic-type endopeptidase activity.